UCGAGGAUAGACGAGAUUAUAUGGAGCCAAAAACAGCCACACAAGGUCAAGAAGAAUCAGUCGUCAAUUGAUGAAUAGCCAAGUCUCAAGCGCAAGUUGAGAAAUGCAGGAUAAUAACAGCGAUAUUUAUGGCCAACUGGGUAAAUUGUGUGACAAUUUGUACCGCAAGUACCAGCCGUACAACGACGAGGACUAUUCGUCAACUUACCUCCUCCAGCAGGAUAAUAAAAAGCAACUCAGGAGAUUGAGAACUAAAGCUUACGAGAUUUUGUUGAACAAGAGCAGUCAGGAUUAUUGUGAGUAUCAUAACCGGGAACCAUGCGAUCCGAUAAUGGGCCUGCUCAAAUUUGCUUAUGUUUUGAAAGUUGGUGCUGGUCGUGUCUCACAGGCAGCAGAAUUGAACAGGUACCUAAGUGAAUUUAUCGAGGAGAAAUUGGAUCAGGACUCUACUACCUAUUUGACCUUGCAGUUUCUCAAUUGCUUGAAAUCUCUUGAUUUUGAAGAAGAAGAUUCUUCUUUAGAUGUGUUUUAUUAUGACAAGCCACAUCCUCAGUUGCCUGAAAUGUUAUGUGAUCAAGAUGAUUUGACACCUUUUCAAGUGUAUCCCAUCGAAUCCUUUUACUUGCCAAACAAAUUUGAAAAAGCAUUUCGAAAGGAACAAUCUGAGGUUAUCAGGUACAAUGCUACUAAGCCUGGUAGUAGAUUUGCUUUAUUGGAUAAAUUUACAUCUAAUAGAGAUCAACAUUUUCAACCUAAGCAUGGGAGCAGUGACAUAAUGUUAACUAAUGUACCGUACCAUACAAAUAGUUUACCUAAUGAGAUGAACUUAGCUUUAAGUUCCUAUUUUGUACCCCAAAUCAAAGAUACAGAAAGCACAGAGGAAAGAUUUCAAUCGAGCAAAGAAGUUAUUGUAACCUAUCCAGAAUCUCCAUGGCAGCAGCUAGAUUCUACACAAUGGUUUGCACAGAAUAGCAUAAAUUAUCAAGACAAUCAAAUUAGAAAUUAUGAGAUUGAAGAUAACAAGAUAGAGGAGCAAACUAUUCAUUUGGAUGAAAUCUGGGAAGAAAUGGAUAAAGAAUCACUUCCUCUCAAUCACAGAACUUGGGAAACAUUGGGACUGUUUCAUUCUCAGAAAGAGCCUCCAUUUGCUUCAGAAUCCAUUAAUGUUACUGAACAUUUAAUAAAUGUUGCACAAGAUAAUAUUAUUAUACCAGGAGAGACUUCAUUAAUGCAGUUGAGAAAUGAAAUAACAAUCAAAGCAUUUAUAGCUGAUGCCAUACUUUUGUUGCUUGGUAUUGAGUCAAAUACUUUUGUGCACAGUACAAUAAUUGGAUUUGAAUUGAAAAAGAAUAUAUUUAUUCAUGGAAUACACUGCAUAACUCUUGAAAAUCUAUGUCAAGAUAUCAUUCGUUGGGGAACCUGCUUUAGAAAUUUAUCAGAUAUGAUUGUUCCUGAUCCUCAAACAGGAAAGUUACAAGUUGAUGGACUGAUAUUUGAGGCAUUAUGUAACAGCGUAAAAGAAUUUCUCUUAUUCUACCACGCUGCCAUACUCAGAGUUUCCAAAAUCAAAUACGAAGACGUUGGCAUACUGCAAUUUCUCCAUAAAAUCUCACCCCUUGGCAAUCUAAUCUUACAAGUAGCUGAACUUUGCCGCUGUGACUCUCAAAGAACUACGUCUCUCGGCAGAGGCAUCGGUAUUCUCACGCAUAUCUAUAAAGAAGUUACCAAAGUCACACAGAAAAACGUUGCUUUGGUUUUUUAUUCAAUUUUAAAAGAUUGCUGUGAAGUGUACUUUAGAUUUCUACAACAAUGGAUAUUCGAAGGUUCUUGCUUUGACAUUUACGAGGAAUUCAUGAUCAGAAUAAAGCCUCAGUACUUACGAAUUCGCGGUCAUCGCUUUUGGACGCAAAGUUUCCGUAUCAACCACAGUUCAGUUCCUGGAUUCUUGUCAGACCUCACCGACACAAUACUCCAGUGUGGAAAAGCUGUCGCUCUAUUAAAAAUAUGCAAUCCUCAACAUCCACUAUGUCAAGCAUCAGCUUCUUGUCAACCACCAAUCCGUGUAUGUUUAAGCGUUAACAUGCUGAGAGAACAAAUGAAAUUUUACGAGGAUUACAGAGAUAAAGGGAAGAUAGAACAAGACGAUGAGUAUUCGUUAUACACUGCGAUUCAUGAACAGAAAGAAUCUGAAAAGAAACGAGCUGAACUUGUAAUUACCGCACAACAAAAUACUUUGCAGAGGCUUAAAAAAGAAAGAGAAGAUGCUUUGACUAAACGAGCUGAAGAAAAGAAUAAGCUUUUGAAACAGCUUAAAGAUCAAGUUGAGCAGGCAGCAUUGAGAAAGGAGAAAAAUCGAGAAUCAGAAUUAAUCGCUGAUAAACUUUUGCUAGAUGAGAUUUUAAAGCAAGAGGAAGAAGCGAAGAUCGCUGAACGAGUAGAAAGAGAAAAUACUAUUAAGUACUACAACGAUCUAGCAGAAGAAGCCGAAAGACGUCGCAUUCAUGCUGAAUGGCGAAUACGUCGAAUGAAACUAUUUGACGAGAGAGUUACUGCAAUCGCGAGUUCCCGUCGAGAAUUUAUCAAUACUCCAGAUGAGUCUAAAUCGCCUAACAAAUUCCCGCAGAGUAUUGUAGAAUCAAAAAUUGAGCAGUUAGUUGAAAAAACAAACUCGACAGUGCAGGAAAAUGAUAAUGUUGUUGCAAUGGAAACUUCUGUUCAGGAAGUUGUACCUAGUGAUGAGAAUAGUAAUCUGAAAUCUGCAGAAGAAAAACCAGCAUCAACAGUCGAGACCAAACCCAUUGGCGAACUUGACGAGCAAAAUAAAAAUAUAACUGUACCGAUCAAACGAGCAGUUCGUCCUACUGUUCUCGAUCUCACAAAUGUCAACGACAGGCUGGAUGGUCUUUUGAGUCUUCGAGAAACCGACAACAUGAUAGCAGCGCAACGUAAUAAACUCAAAGUUCUGCAACAAGAGUAUGGUAUUACGCCAAACAACAAUGAGUCAGCAGCGAUUCUUUUAACAAUGGAGAAAUCGUUACAAACUGAACUUCAAGAAAAUCGUUUGCGAAAUACUCAACACAUUGCUUGGGAUGUCGGCGAAACAACAAAACGAGAAACGUUGAAUGAGAUGACGGAAAUACAUACAAAUAGGUUGAAAAACACACAGCAUCUUAAUUGGAAUUAUCCUGAAGUGACGAGUAUUUCACCUAAAGAACAUGUUUUAACGGCAGCGGAGAUUAAUAGAAAUAAAGUCAUGUCUCACUUUUACAACCGUCCGGAAGACGCUCAAGAGAAUAGUCAGAAGAAUGAUAAAUUAACAGAGUGUCAAAAAAAUAGAAACAAGAAUAUGGCACAUAGUAUAGAGCAUUUCACAUUCGAUAAUGGUAGGGAACAAGAUAAUCAUUUUAAAGAAACGCCUAUGUCAACAAACACCGAUCAAUUCACUGUUAGUAGUUCGAUGCCUGCGCCGAGUUUUGGUGAUACGCCAUUUUCCGAAAUUACGAAUAACAGUGAUAUGCUUUUCGCAAGAUCUUCGUCGGAUAAUAUUUCCUCCGAUGGUGCAUCGACCCAUGGUCGUAGUGGUGUGAAACAUUUCCAAGAUACACCGGCGUUACCCAAUUUUAUUGGGUUUGGAUCUUUACCUAACACACCGUCUACAGAAAGUCAGCAAUUAACGGUUGCCGAUGUUGAGAUGAUCGAUGCUACGUCAUUACAGGUAUUUUUGGAAAAGUCGGUUAUUGUACCACUCACCGUACAGAGUUAUCUUGUGAACAACGCGUUGAUUAAAUAUUUACUGAACGAGCAUAAUAUGCUAUCUCAUCUACAUAGUUUACGAAGUUUUUUCUUCUUGUUGAAUGGAGAAUUCACGAAAACUUUAUCUUAUUCGUUGUUUACGAGAUUAUAUCAAAUUUCUCAACCUGCUGAACUUUUCAACUCAUCCACACUGUCGAAUUUUUUGGAGAAAGCUCUUGUUAGUUCACUUAGUGGCACCUACGCUAAUUCAGAAUUACUUAGUUUGUCCGCUACUGAAGUUCCAACUUAUUUACAGACAUCAAAUCCUGAAAUAUUAAGUUGCCUAUCGUUAAACUACAAAAUUUCAUGGCCUUUAAACAUUAUAUUCAAUGAAAUAGUAAUGCAACAGUAUAGUCGAGUAUUUAAAUUCCUUCUCAUGGUUGGUCGCGUUUUGUGGGUCCUUCAAGAAGACUUUCAUAUCCUGAAAAUGGAAAGAAAAGCUUCCAUAACAAAAAAUCACCACAAGUUACAAUUGUACCGACACUCAAUGAUGCAAUUUAUGAACGCACUACAUACUUAUUUGACUUGCAGUGUAUUGCAUGCGAGUUGGUCGGAGUUUGAGAAGGAGCUCGAGAACGCAAAGACCAUUGACGAAGUUUAUGACACACAUGUCAGUUAUAUAAAAAAGAUUUUAUCGAGAUGUAUGCUAAAUGUCCGUGGCGAAAAGAUGCGAACCUGCCUGACAAACAUUUUCAAAGUAGUGUUGAAAUUUCACAAUCGCAUACGUGCUCAAAACUGGAACGAUCCACGUUCGUUGGGACCAAACUACGAGAAUAUCGAGAAGAUGUAUGUGGCGUUUUGCGAGCAGAGAGCUUACUUGGCACACGUUGCUGAUAAACUUGCGAAUAGCGGUUAUCAGCCACAUCUAAUGCAGUUCCUCCAUGCACUCAAUAUUAAUCAGCAUUAUGAUCUUACGGCCGUCAUCCGAAAGUAGAUAUUUUACCCGAAUGUAAAUAUAAUUUAAAAAAGCCUAGUGUAAAUAACGUAUUUUUGUUUCUUUACACUCGAGGAUAUAUAAUUUUAACUGUUUUUUUUCAAAAGCUUGUUACAUUAUUGUUAUUAAUCACUCAAAGUGCCAUUGUUUCUAUUUUUGAAACAUCUAGUAUUUAUUUUUAACAAUGUAUAUAGUACAAACUAAUGUUUUUACAAUGUUCUUGUAGUUGUAAUUUAAUUCGUCGUUUGAUUUACACGCUGCGUUUUCAUUUGUUUCAUUUAGUCUAAAUUCAUCGUUAUGAAAUGAAAAUAUCCAAAAGAUGUCACCUUUAAAAUUUAUUUAUACUAUUUUCAACUUGAAUCAAAAUAAAUGCUCACGUUACAAUUAAUCAAUAUUAUUUUUCUCCAUUAUUAAAAAAAUUGAAAGUUUCCCGUUAACAAAAAAAAUCAGUCAAUAAAUCUUGACACUCUCUUUUUAAACUGAAUUAAGCAUUUCAGGUAGCAUCGAUUGUAAACCUAUAGAGAAACUAUUGCCAUUAUCUGGUAGGAAUUUUAUACAUUUUACAGUUAAUUAAAUACAUUCGAAGGAAUUUAAUUUUUACAGAUAGGAAAUACGGAAUUUUGAGAACCAAAUGUCUUUUUCGUCUGCUAGGCAGUUAGUUACUAUCAGAAAAACUGUGAAGCGCCUAAAUAUCGUGUAUUGGCAAAAAGCAUAAUACCAUAUACUAAAUAUAUAAAACAGUGGUGGGUGGAGCAAAUAAAAUUCUUACAGUAUUCACAUUAUAAAGAUAAUGAGAAUUCAUUUAUUUGUUUGAAUUAUAUUAAAUGUUUAAUGUGUAUUUAUUGCAAUUUAUUUUAGAAGUUUAUAAAAAUGAUGUAUGUAUCCAGAAGAGGAUAUAAUUGUUAUGACCUGACACAGUUAUUUGAGUAUGUCAAUUGAUUACACUUCUGUUAAAAGCAUAUGAUGCAACAUAUGCAACAGUUACUAGUCUUUCUUUACAUUAAGUAAUUUUCUAAUUGACUAAAAUAUUGUUAUUAAAAUAGGGUAUAUAUCUGCAAUGGUUGAUCAGAGUUACAUCUUUCUAGAGUAGGACUCAUAUUUACAAGGCUAGCCAAAAAGUCUAGAAGAUCGUCACUGUAAUUAUGUGAAUAUAUCCUUCAGAGAUGCAACAAGGAAAUGGUUAUAAUAUAAAUAAUUAUCUGGUAGUUCCAUCUCAUAAAACCGAUAUAUACUACAUGAACAUCAGAGAAAGAUAAUAAUACUGAUCUAAAGACUAAUUCAAAAAGUAGUUACAUACUAGUAGGAUGUAUUGAAAGACUAGUAACUUUUGCAUCAUAUGCUUUUAAUAGAAGUGUAGUCAAUUGAUAUGUGUCAAUCCAUACCCAAAUAACUGUGUCAGGUCAAAAACUGUCAUAACAAUUAUAUCCUUUUCACUAUGAUACACUAUUUUUGUAAACUUUCAAAAUAAAUAUCAUUAAAUAUUCUUUGAACAUUUAAUAUAAUUCAAAAGAAUAAUUUUGUCGGUAUGUAGAUACUCCACAAUUGCAGAUGAUAACUAACUGCAUAGCAGACGAAAAAGACGCUUUUAGUUCUCAAAGUUCUAUGUUUCUUAUCUGAAUGAUUAAUUUUUGUCGGGUGUUUAUUUAUAUAUAUAAACACCCGACAUUAUGUGUGUGAUGCGUGUGCGUGUGUAUGCGCGCGCGCGCGCGUGUGUGUGAAUGUACAUUAUGCUUCGUCAUGGCUCUACUCUCGAGGAGGCGUUGCAAAACUUAAAAAUUUUGCGGUCUGAAGUAAUCUGCGAAUCGCAUUCAUUACGUGUACUGCUCAUUUCUCGCAGAUUGUGCGAUAUGCCAUAGUUGUAUAGUAGUCCUCGUCUAGGCUGCAGCUUGAUCGUCGAUUCGGCGUUUGUCAGUCGUCAGGGUGCAUUUAACCUCCAAGGAUAUCACCGGCUCUACGGCCGCCCUUCGUACUUUUGCUUGCUUUUAACACAAUUAUGCCGUGGGCUGCGUAAUAAUAGGAGAGAGAGAGAGAGAAAAAGACGCACAUAUUUUCCAUCGCUUAUCAUAAUUUGUUUGAAAAUCAUUAAACGAUG
Phymastichus coffea is the source of this 6818-nucleotide messenger RNA. It is a transcript of the gene Grip163, whose product is annotated as gamma-tubulin complex component 6. Gene Ontology annotation, molecular function: microtubule minus-end binding; gamma-tubulin binding. Gene Ontology annotation, biological process: mitotic cell cycle; meiotic cell cycle; spindle assembly. NCBI's taxonomy places the organism in Eukaryota, Metazoa, Arthropoda, Insecta, Hymenoptera, Eulophidae. The transcript has 17 exons. The coding region runs from base 104 to 4726 and encodes 1540 amino acids. The record is from RefSeq and is a predicted model, not a curated record. Gene Ontology annotation, cellular component: gamma-tubulin complex; equatorial microtubule organizing center; spindle pole.